AUGCCUCGAUAUGCACAAUUAGUUUUAGGACCAGCUGGUUCAGGUAAAUCAACAUAUUGUAGUUCAAUGGUUAAACAUGGUGAAGUAAUUAAACGAACAAUAAAUGUAAUUAAUCUUGAUCCAGCAGCUGAACAUUUUGAUUAUCCAAUUUUUGCUGAUAUUAGAGAAUUAAUUGAAAUCGAUGAUGCAAUGGAUGAUCAAGCACUUCGAUUUGGUCCAAAUGGUGGUCUUAUUUUUUGUAUGGAAUAUUUUGAACGAAAUCUCGAUUGGUUACAUGAACAGUUAGGUGAUGAAGAAGAUGAUUAUUUUUUAUUUGAUUGUCCCGGUCAAAUUGAAUUAUAUACUCAUGUACCAGUAAUGCGUCGUGUUGUUGAGCAAUUACAAAAUUGGAAUUUUCGUGUAUGUGGUGUAUUUCUUGUUGAUGCACAAUUUUCUGUUGAACAAUCAAAAUUUUUAAGUGGAAUGCUUACAGCAUUAUCAUCAAUGAUUCAACUUGAAAUACCAUUUAUUCAUGUUUUAUCAAAAGUUGAUCUUCUAUCAAAACGUGAUAAAAAACAAUUGAAAAAAUUUAUGGAUCCUGAUAUAUAUCAGUUAGCAAACAGUGAAUUAUCGAAUACAUUUCUUGGUCGUUAUAGUCAAUUGAAUAAAGCAAUAGCAAGUGUGAUAUAUGACUAUAGUUUAGUGAAAUUCUAUGCAUUAGAUAUGAGUAAAGAAGAUUCUAUAACAAAUUUAUUAGUCGAAAUUGAUUUAAGUAUACAAUAUGGUGAAGAUUUUGAUGUAAAAGAACCUAAAGAAAUUGAAGAUAAUAAACAAGAUGAUGAAUAA
Rotaria sordida is the source of this 825-nucleotide messenger RNA. NCBI's taxonomy places the organism in Eukaryota, Metazoa, Rotifera, Eurotatoria, Philodinida, Philodinidae. The record is from the annotation of a GenBank genome assembly.